This is a messenger RNA of Xenopus tropicalis (tropical clawed frog), 3505 nucleotides long. RefSeq lists its product as uncharacterized. Lineage: Eukaryota; Metazoa; Chordata; Amphibia; Anura; Pipidae. The coding region runs from base 89 to 1780 and encodes 563 amino acids. The transcript has 5 exons. The record is from RefSeq and is a predicted model, not a curated record.
AAAUUUUCCUACAAUAAAGAGAAACGGCUGAUUGGCUAUAAAAAAACUUAAAUUUCUGAAGGCACACAGGCUGCAUUUUCUGAUCGACAUGAAUAGAAAAGAUAAAACAUAUCAGAAGUAUUCACAGAUGAAGAAGACACUUGUCUGGUUGUGUUUUAUCACUCAAGCAUAUAGUUUUCCUACAAACCCUGUAAAUACUGAAGAUGAAAAGCCUUGCUGUGAUGAUAGACCACAGCUAAUUUACAAAGGCUAUGAUACCAAGCAUGGAUUAAAUAUCUUUGUAUUCAAGUUCUUACCAUGGAAGCAAGAGCCGACUACAGAGAAAGAAGGAGGAAUUGGUGGAGAAGGGCAAACAGACAUUGGACUGGAUCAUACAACUGAUAUCAUGGAAGAAGACACCAGAGAGACACAAAUUAGUACAAUAUUUCCCCAAACUAAAGCAACAGAAGACACCAGUGAAUCCCCAAAACUGAUACUAGACACCAGUUCUCAAGACAAAGAUGUUACACCAGAGCAUGGUGAUAGCACAGCAUUGUUAGUCACUGAGCCAACAUUAAAAAAUACACAUGAUGAGCAAGCCACAAUCAAGCAUGAGAAAAACAUAUUAAUAGAAAAUGAUUUUCAAAGUGAAGACUUUAUAACAGAAAUAGAUGACAGAGAGAUACAGAUUAGUACAAUAUUUCCCCAAACUGUCACAACAGAAGAAACCAAUACAUUUCCGAAGGUGAUAUUUGACAUCAGUUCUCAGGAGAAAGAUGUCCCUCCAGAGCAUGGUUAUAGCACAGCAUUGUUAGUCACUGAGCCAACAUUAAAAACUACACAUGAUGAGCAGGCUUCACUCCCACAUGAGAAACACAUAGUAAUAGACAAUGUUGGGUUUGUUACAGAUUUUACAAGUGAAUACUAUAUAACACGAGUUGAGGACAGAGAGACACAGAUUAGUACAAUAAUUCCCCAAACUGUCACAACAGAAGGAACCAAUAAAUUCCCAAAGGAGGUGAUAUAUGAUAUCAGUUCUCAGGAUCAAGUAGCUACUCAAGAGUAUAGUUAUACAGCAGAAUCUGAUGUCACUGAGGCAGCAGCAGGAGAAACUAAAUCAGAUAAGGGUGUCAAUUACCACUUGGAAACUGGCAUCAGUUCUAAGGAUCAAGGUGUCUCCAUUUCUACAUUUGGUGAUACAGUAGGAUAUCAUGGGACUGAAAUUCCACCAAAAAUACAAAGGCAGCAAGAAACAAACACAGACAGCACAAAAUUAACAAUAAAUAAAGAAAAAGGUGCACCUGGUUUCAUAAGAGAGGAUAGUGGUUACAUACAGAUCCCACAUAACCACACUUACUAUUCAACUGGAGAAAAAAAUAGUUUGUACCCGUCUGAGGGGAACACUCAAAAUUUCACAGAUUGCAUUAAAUAUGGACAUCUUUGCAAGAACCUAAAACCUACAAAGAAACUAUCUUUAAAUUUAGAAGGUGAUUGUCAUACUAGCCUUUUGGGAUGUGGCCAAAAAGGAAACAGACAGAAGAACAAGAAAGGCAAUAAUCCAAAAGCAAAUCCAGGUCAUAAAGCUACCGUUUUAGGAAAAGACGGCACUGGAAAAAAUCAUGACAUGGUGAAAGAAAAAGAUAACAAAAGAAUACACAACAUUUUCAGGACUAUUAUAUUUGGCAAAAGGCAGAGACAACAAAAGUUGAAAUGUCGUGGUUUACAUCAAAAUUCAAAAAAUAGUCAUUCAUCUGAAAGCAGCAGUGAAAGCAAUAGUGAUAGUCGCCAAAUCUGUAGCUGAAAACUGAAAUUAAAGACAAAUUACAUUUAUUACCAGUGAAUCCAAUCUUGUGCAGUAUAUAUAUGUGUGUAAAGUUAAGUAGCAUACGCUGUUUUACUGUCAUGGGCUAAUGGGGGCCAUAUAAACACUGGGUGUAGACUUGCCCUCUUGUGACCAAGUCUACUGGCCUACUGGCACAUUUAGAGGGCCCAAGCAGUACCCUUUCCAACUAAAAUCUCAUCAGAUCUUCUUUUAUCUUCCAGAUGGUAAAUCCUUAUUCAUUAUAGUCAGCAGCUGGCAGGACUUCACAGGUCUUCAGUGCAGGGCUGCUGCUGCCAUAAGGCCAGUUGAGAAACCUUUCUGACAAAAAUAAGUGCAGGGAGGGUGGCAUCAACUUAGCCUCCUCAUGGCAGCAAGGUCCCCUGAGAUUGGGCUGCCUCUGUGUGAUAUUAUCAGUAGCCUGAGGCAGGGGCACUUUAGUAAUAAAAACUUGAAGAUUGAAGUUACCAUUCUUGCUGGAAUGGGGAGAAGGCAUUUCAGCAAUAGCGUGUUCCACCCUAUUGAAGGAUCACAUUGUACCUGUCUUGAAUUGCCAAUGAUUAUAACUGCAUAUGUAGAAUUACCAGACUUAGUGCCUACUGCCUCUUCAUUUCCAAUUAAUAUCCGCUUCAUUUGCUGUAAGGUAUGGUAAGGUUUAUGAAUUAUAAGAAUCUGUCAGGGUUAUAUUAAGAAGCAAAGGUUCCAUUUUUAACAGGGAGUUUGUCUCUUCCAGUGUAGUAGAGCUAAAUAACACUUUCACUUUCUCUACCAGUCUUUCCCUUACCCACCCCAUGUUUACUUUUUUUGUGUUGGAGUGGGUCUGUGGAUGCUCUCUGUACUAGUAUAGGCAAAUUUCUAUUUUAAGAAAUAGAAAUUAGUUACCAGAGGAGGAUUUUUGUUGACCCUUUCAUCUUGUUCCAAAUUGCUGCCUAAGUUAAGGUUCUCCGCUUUCCCCAUGGCUGGAGCAGGACUGAUCUCUCUAUCCAACACUUAUAAUCCCAAAGGAGAAAGGUAAGGGGGGAAGAGGUGGGUGACAUAAGGUACCCUAUACGACACAUUAAGUCUGACUAGGCCAAUCACUUCUGUGGUCAGAUUGAGUAAAGAUCCACUUUUUGGCAAUUUGCCCAAAUAAAUGCAUGGCUGCAGCGCUGCCUCAGGGGUCCUAGCUGUCCCUCGCUCCCCCUGCAUGUAGCUUUUUAAUGUCAGAGGGGGCCACAUUGCUAGUGCAAUAGCGUUCUCUGCAUUACAAGAGCCAAAAUAAUGAUUUAACUUGUCCGGUGCUGCCACCUGAGGCAAGUGUCUCAACUCCUGUAUUGCUGUUGGUGGACUUUUACAGUAUUUUGCAGAUUAUCACCACCACAUCAGAAAAUCAGAUCUUUGGUUUUGUUUUUUAACUUGUAUGUAACUGUUUCAAACUAAUUGCUGAUUGGUUACUAUGGGAAAAAUCACAGAGUGAUAUUUAUCUGCACUGUUAGUUAAAUUAUCUAACACCAACCCCAAAUACUGUUUAUUCUGUGUGUGCUAAAUACUACAUGGCUUGUGCUAUUCCAGUGUACCACUGGUGAGUGUUGGAGGAUUCUGAAUGAUGCCUACAAACUUUCCCUUAAUAUUGACAGCUGCUUGUAUACUAGAACACAUACUUAACUGUUCACAUCUAGUAUAAAUAAAUCUAAAGCAACUGGACUUGUAUGGGAAGUCCUCAGCAUA